Molecule: messenger RNA, 1541 nt
Organism: Impatiens glandulifera
Lineage: Eukaryota; Viridiplantae; Streptophyta; Magnoliopsida; Ericales; Balsaminaceae
Product: protein PSK SIMULATOR 1-like
Exons: 1
Coding region: 174-1475 (433 amino acids)
Biological process (GO): positive regulation of growth
Source: RefSeq, a predicted model, not a curated record
AAAGAUUCUCUCUUUCUUCAUCUUCUUCAUUCUUUCUUUCAUAUAUAUGAUCAAGCUUCUUCAUCUUCUUCAUUCAAAUUCAAAUGAUUAUGAUUGCAGCUUGAUAAGUUCAUCAGCUUUAGCAUUCUCAAAUCUCUUCAUUGCUCUCAAUUCCGAUCGAAUCUGCAUCAGAAAUGGUGGCGGAGCCUUGGCUUUUAAGAAUGGGUAGCCAGGUAAGUUCAAAUCUCAAACACGCUCUUCCAAUUCAAUCCAAUACAAAAACAUCGAAAUCAAAUCAUGAACACAAACAAGUUAUAGGAAUUCUCUCAUUCGAAAUUGCAAAUCUCAUUUCAAAAACCGUUCACCUAUACAAAUCUCUAACUGUUCGCGAGAUCUCCAAGCUGAAGAACGAAAUCUCCGAAUCCGAUGGACUAAGAAACCUAGUUUCCUCUAACGAAUCUCAUCUUCUUGAUCUCGCGUUUAUAGAGAAACUCGAUGAUCUAACUCAAAUCGCUGGUGUAGUUUCUAGAUUAGGUAAGAAAUGUACUGUCCCUGUUCUUCAACGGUUUGAGCAUGUUUAUGGAGAUAUAGUGAAAGGAGAUAUUGAUGUGAAGAGAGUUGGAUUUCUCGUUAAGGAUAUGGAAGGUAUGAUGAGGAAGAUGGAGAGAUAUGUUAAUUCAACUGCGAAUUUGUACAGAGAAAUGCAGAUGUUGAAUGAAUUAGAGAAAGCAACGAAGAAAUUCAAUAAUCAUGAAGAGACACGGAAGGUGUUCGAUCAAAAGCUUCAAUGGAAGAAACAAGAUGUAAGUCAUCUAAAACAAACUUCUCUUUGGAAUCAAACAUAUGAUAAAAUCAUCGAGUUAUUAGCUAGAACAAUUUGUACCAUCUACGCCCAAAUCAAUAUCCAAAAACAAGGGUGGGUAAUUCAAAACUCGACAAUUGGAGGGUCUGGGCUAGCUUUACAUUACUCGAAAGUGAUAAUCAUAAUCGAGAAAUUCCUCUGCUACCCAAAUCUAGUUCGAGAAGAGGAAGCUCGAGAUGAUCUAUACCAAAUGUUACCGAAAAGCUUAAGAAGGUCCCUUAAAACCAAAUUGAAGAACAUGAAGUCUGAUUCUGAUUCUGAUUCUGAUUCUGAUUCUGAUUCUGAUUCUGAUUCGAUGAUCAAUGAUUGGAGAAGGAAGGUGGAGGAAAAGGUGAGAUGGAUUGGGCCUCUUGCACAUAACAUGAUUAGGUGGGAAAAUGAGCGUAAUUUUGAGCAACAACAAAUGUUAUCGAGAACCAACAACGUUAUGUUGAUGCAGACAUUGUAUUAUGGUGAUAGGAUUAAGGUUGAAGAUGCGAUUUGUGAAAUGAUUGUGGGGUUGAACUAUAUAUUUCGAGAUGAGCAUGAACAAAAACGAGAGGAUAAUAUGGUAUUGGAUUGUGAUAGUAGUUGCAGCUUUGAUUUUGAAGAUUUUAUUGAAUGGCAAAUGGAUCAUCAAUCAAUCUAUGUAUAGAUUCUUGAUUAUAUGAUAUGUAUAUGAGAUGUACAUUAUAGUUUCACUUCAUUAAUAUUGAUUGUU